Trichomonas vaginalis G3 is the source of this 1044-nucleotide messenger RNA. RefSeq names its product pectin lyase-like family. Lineage: Eukaryota; Parabasalia; Trichomonadida; Trichomonadidae. The transcript has a single exon. The record is from RefSeq and is a predicted model, not a curated record. Bases 1 to 1044 code for a protein of 347 amino acids.
AUGAGGAAUGUUACAUUAAUUUCCUUACUUUCAAUUAAUUCAUUAUAUCAUUCACCAUUCAUUACGAAAUCACCUAAUUCAAUGAAAUCUAUAUUAACAAUAUGCAAUUCCAGAUUUAUUAAACAAUUUUCAAAUAUAUAUCGAUCAGAAAAAGCAAAAGAAUCUUUAAAUCUCUUAAAAUCAGAUUUCAAGCAGACAUUACAACCUGUUAUACAUAUUUCUCAGUCAGAAUUCGAAGAUGAUUUGGAUGAAGGAUCAUCAUUUCAAACAGAAAACAUUAAACUUGCUGGAUUUAAGCAAACAUUAAUUAUGCAUAAAAGAAAUCUCGAUAUUGAUCAAUGCUCUUUCACAGGUUGCAUGGGAAAAAUGGGAGGAGCUAUUCAUAUUGAAAAAAGUCAUUCAAUACAGAUCUCUAGGGCCUCAUUCGAAGGUAACUCUGCAGAUGUAGGCGGAGCUGGACAUUUUUUAGGAAUAAUAUCAUUUAAACUAAAAGAUUCUAAAUUUAAUACUAAUUAUGCAAAGUAUUAUGGAGCUUUAAUGGUUGAUGGUAAGGAGAAACCUGUUAACUUUUCUAUAUCUGUUGUAAAUUUUACAAAUAAUCGCGCGGAGCUUUGGGGAGCUGCUUUAAGACUAGACAGAUGUGGUGGUGAUAUUAGAUGCACAUACUUUGUUAAGAAUAUUGCACUAGUUUCUGGUGCUUUCUUUGAUUUUUCUUGUAAACCAAACACAAGGUCAAUUACUCGAUGUUGUUUCCUAUCGAAUAACUGCACGUCUCGAGCAGCUGUAACAUGCUUCCAUUUAUUACAAGAGUCAACAUAUACAAAAUGCAUAUUUGCGAAGAAUUAUUGCGAAAAGAAACCAAAUUCGAUCGAAAUACAAUCUAUCAACACAAAAAUUACAUUGCAGAAUUGCGUGUUUGAAGGUACUAAAGAAACUGAAAUCGGAAUGAAGUUUAAUUAUUCAGAAUUUAUUGUUCAAGAUUCUGAAUUUGGCACUGUAAUACAGGACUAUAGUAAGUUCCUCGGUAAUCUAUAUUGGGUAUAA